This is a messenger RNA of Xiphophorus hellerii (green swordtail), 2101 nucleotides long. It is a transcript of the gene mnmip1, whose product is annotated as SH3 domain containing 21. Gene Ontology annotation, biological process: actin filament organization; cell migration. The record is from RefSeq and is a predicted model, not a curated record. The transcript has 17 exons. NCBI's taxonomy places the organism in Eukaryota, Metazoa, Chordata, Actinopteri, Cyprinodontiformes, Poeciliidae. Gene Ontology annotation, molecular function: protein binding. Bases 150 to 1637 code for a protein of 495 amino acids.
AAUGUUUGACAACGCGGAAGAAGGGCCUUGAGUUCCAUUUAUCUCAGUCAGACACCAGAACCACAACCUUUCGGUUCUGCUUUUGCUUAGCUGCUGCUUUGUGAAGGAUUUAUACAGUUCAGUCCCAAGGAGAACAACAAAAAGACAAUAUGGUCUCUACAGAGGUGCUGGUGCUGGUCGACUUUGAGGCCACCAUGAGUGACGAGCUAACAGUGAAGAUGGGCGAAGUGGUCACAAACGUCACCAAGGCCAACGAAGACGGAUGGCUCCAAGGAGAGCUGAGGGGGAAGAGAGGCAUUUUCCCAGCAACCUUUGCCAAAGAUAUACCUGUCUUUUUGAUGGGAGACAGCAUGAGGGAACCACGAAGCAUCAGGAAACCAAAGAACGUGGUUCAGACCAGGAAAUGUGAGGUCGCCUUUGCAUACAAUGCCCAAAAUGAAGACGAGUUGGAGCUGGUAGUUGGUGAAACCUUGGAGAUCCUCAGAGAGAUUGAAGAUGGAUGGUGGAUGGGUCGGAAAAAUGGCAAAAUGGGAGCAUUUCCAUCAAAUUUUGUCAAAGAAAUUUUUGUUUCUCCCAAAGACGCAAAGCAAAACGAGGCCAAAGCCAGGCCUAAACUGUCAGAGGCUGUGUUUAAUAAAGAGACGUCCCAGCGAGCCAGUGUGAGAAACAAGGCAAAGAACCGUGUGGAGCAUUGCCAGGUUAUGUUUGACUAUAAGGCCACAGCAGCAGAUGAGUUGGAACUGAAGAAAGGGGACGUUGUAACCAUACUGAACAAGGAAACAGAAGAUGAUGGCUGGUGGGAGGGGGAGCUGAACGGCCGCCACGGCUUCUUUCCUGACAACUUUGUCAUGAUUUUACCACCAAAAGACAUUCUGCAAUCUGGAAUCACAAACCAACCACCUGUACGGGGAAACACUAUAAAACUCCCAGCAAAAAAAGAAGCAACUGCAAUGGAUAAAAAUGAUCAAACAAAUACAAAAGAUGAUAAGCCGGAGAAGAAAGACUUGAGAAGCAAUCCUCCAACCAAAAUAAAGCUGCCAAUAAUCAAACCCUCUCCGCCGCCCGUCAAAGAAAAACCUCACAAGCUUUUACCAGUUAGCACCAACGGGGAUGCAGUUCCCAUCUCACAAAAGCAGCCAGAAGAGGAGGCGGUCGACCAGUUUGAUGGGAUGGAUGUGCAAACUGAAAAGCUGACUCAUCCCACCGCUAAUAGAGCCAAGCCUCCACAAAGGAGGCCACCAACAAACCUGAGUGCCACAUUACAAAAUGCGACAGACCAGACGGAUGCAGAACCAUCACCAAAAAUGUCCCACACUGACAAACUGCCUGUCUUGCAAAAGGUAUCAGAACAACCCUCAGUGGUUCAUGUGAAGCCUGAGCUUCCAGUUAAAAUUCCGCUUCCAGUUCGACCAGCUUUUCCAAAAGCGGUUGCAGGCAAUAAAACUGCAAACCAUAAAGACGAAGAACCAACUGUGGCAAGCCUGCAAGCAGAGAUCAAAGAGCUGAGGAUGGCAUUGGAGCUGCUGCAAACCCGACAAGAACGAGACAUGCAGGAAGUGAAAGAAGAACUGAAGGAGGAAAGAAAUAAGCGACAGGCUUUGCAGGAGGAAGUGAACAGGUUGAAGACAAAGCAUUAAAUUCAGAUGCUGAUUGAGAACUUUGUUAGACACUGGGAACUUCCUUUGGACUACAACAAUGUUGUUGUUCGUUUUGUUUUUCUACUGAGACCAAGUAAAGGAAAUUGUGUGAACACAUUUAAACUGAAAAUAUACAUGUGAUGUCUAGACUGGAAACUGUUGUUGAUGGGUAAUGGAUAAGCUCACUUGUUCUGGACCGAAAAGACAGUAUUCACAGAGACUUUGAAACAACAUGCUGAUAAUUUACACAUCUGAAUGCUGCAAAUCAUAACUGAUGGUCCUUUAAGGGUUUUACUUGGAAGAAAUGUUUUUAGAUGUCCUGUUUUGGCUGUCGCAUCUGCUAUUUUUUUUACUGUAGGCUACUUUUAAUACCUCUGUGAAAUUUGUAAUAUAUGCAGCUGUACAUAAAAAAUGAAAUAUUGUGAAUGUUAAUAAAACAAAUACUGCUGUCAAAACUUAACAGA